UCAAUCUGGCAUUUCUUUAGUUCAGCCACCAUCGCUAUCUCCAUCAACACUGAAGCCGAGGCUAUUAUUUGCUAGUUACUCUUCUAAAAAAUUGAGUCAAAAGACAUACAGACUAUUAUCAACUCAAAACUUUUUGGAGUUAUGGGUGCUCAUGGAUCCAACUUGGAUGAAAUCCUUGCUGAGGACAUGCACCACUGGUACAAUAAGUUCAUGAGGGAGUCUCCAUCUGGGCUCAUUACCCUGUUUGAGCUAAAGAACAUGCUACAGAUGCAGGGCAUGACUGAGGAGGCUAGCGGCUAUGUUGACCAGGUCUUCUACACAUUUGACAUGGAUGGGGAUGGAUAUAUUGAUUUUGUAGAAUAUAUAGCAGCUGUAAGUUUGCUACUGAAAGGAGAGAUCAACCAGAAACUGAAGUGGUACUUCAAACUUUUUGAUCAAGAUGGCAAUGGAAAAAUUGACAAAGACGAGAUGGAGACCAUAUUUAAGGCUAUUCAGGAUAUCACUCGGAUCUAUGAUGACCCUCCGGAGGACAUUGUGGCACUCAUUUAUGAAAGGAUAGAUGUUAAUAAUGAAGGUGAGCUGACAUUAGAAGAGUUCAUUACUGGUGCUAAGGACCAACCUGACAUAAUGGAGAUGCUCACCAAGAUGAUGGACCUGACUCAUGUGUUGGAGAUUAUAGUCAAUGGACAAAAGAAGUUGGCCAGUGUGUAAUGUCAAUUCAUUGCAAACUGUAUGGGAUUAGUUAUAACUAUUAUCUGGAUAUUACUGAAUGCUGUGAGUUCUAAUCAUAGCAGGUGUAGUUAAUAUGCUGAAUUAGUUAAACAGUGAAACUCCAUGAAGGAUUUAAGUGAGUAAGAAGUGUGUAAAGAAACAUCAAACCAAUUUAUGAUAAUUAAUAGUUAUGGGAUAGUCAAAAUGGUGUCUAGAAGAUAUUGCUUAUGUUGUGAGCCUUUUAAUUGUGUGUUUUUUUUGCAUUAUUGGUUAUUAUAUGUAAGUUGCUGUACAUUGUCACUAUAUUUAUGGCAUUUGGCAGAUGCCCUUAUCCAGAACAUUUAUCUUAUUUAUUCAACCCCCAAUGACUGCAGUUGAGGGUUAAGGGUCCUGCUGAACAGUGGCAGCUAUGCAGUGAACUCAUGGCCUUCCAAUCAGAUGUCCAGGCCUUAAUCAAAAGGCCUUAACCACUGAGAUACAAUCUCUACCAUCAGCAUAAAUCACUAGGCUUCUAAUACAAUAGCAACACUGUGUUGGAAAACGCAUGCAAUAGGGUUUUACAUAGAAUCAUUAAGGUUUUCCCACAGAUACCUGGUUUCCCCAAAAACCACAUACUUGUACAAAAGGUAUAAAAUGAUUUGAUGUCUUUGUUUGCAUCAACAAAUCAAAUUGUUUUCCAGAAGUAAUAAGUAAUGCAGCUGGAUUAACUACAAAAUUAUAUCAUUUCAAAUAAUUUUGAAACCAAUGAAAAUCUUUAGCGUUAUUGUUUAGGUCUGCAGCAUUUCUUCAUAUAGUAUAUUUUCCAUUGUUUCCAUAGAAUAGACUUGAGCACAGACCCUUUGUGUACUAUGUGAAUAUGUACCACAAUGUUAUACUUUAUAUGGGCUAGUAAGGUUUCGAAUAAUUUUAUGAUGAUGCUAUAUAAUGUCUCUCAAUGUUGCCUUAAUUAAAUCAGAAUUUGCUAAA
Molecule: messenger RNA, 1677 nt
Organism: Silurus meridionalis
Lineage: Eukaryota; Metazoa; Chordata; Actinopteri; Siluriformes; Siluridae
Gene: guca1c
Product: guanylate cyclase activator 1C
Exons: 4
Coding region: 142-711 (189 amino acids)
Molecular function (GO): calcium ion binding; calcium sensitive guanylate cyclase activator activity
Source: RefSeq, a predicted model, not a curated record